CCCGACACUCUCAGUCUCCUCAGAACUUCAUAGCCAUGCGCGCGACAAGCUUUGUUAUCCUCGCUUCAUGUGUCUCCCGAGCUCUCGCAGCCACUUACACCCUCAGCGACAGCUACGUUGGCGCCGCCUUCCUCACAGCGUGGCGGCACCAAGUCAUCUCCGACCCCACUCACGGCAGAGUGAACUACGUUGAUGAAGCAACUGCCCUCGCCAAGAACUUGACGUUCGCAUCGGACGACACCCUCAUCCUGAGAGCGGAUGACACCACCGUGCUCGAUCCAAACGGUCUAGGUCGAGAUAGCGUGCGUAUUCAAAGCGUGAAGAAUUACACAACACAUGUUGCCAUCCUUGAUGUCCGCCACAUGCCACAGGGCUGUUCGACGUGGCCCGCUUUUCGGGAGACUGAUGCAAGUAGCUGGCCUAAUGGUGGCAAAAUCGAUAUCGUGAGUUUCCUGAUCGAGGGCGUUAACGAUGUGACUCCAAACACGAUGACUCUGCACACGGACAUGAACUGCUCCAUGCCCGCCAGCCGCGCCGAGACCGGCAAGGCGACGGGCCUCAACUGCGAUGACAAAACCGACGGCAGCUCUGGUUGCGGUGUACAGUCCCCGACAACGACCAGCUACGGUCCACCCUUGAACGCCAUUGGCGGCGGGAGGUACGCCAUGGAGCGCACGAACGACUUCGUCAAGGUGUGGUUCUUCCCACGCAACGAAGUCACGCCCUCCGACGUCUCAAGCGGCGCAAUACUCAUUGACACCGACAACUGGGGCACGCCGACUGCGUUCUUCCCCAACACCGAAUGCGACAUCGGCUCGCAAUUCGACGCCAAUAAUAUCGUCAUCGGCCUGACUUUCUGUGGCGAUUGGGCGGGCAGCCCCUCGGUCUACUCAAAUGCGGGCUGUCCGGGGGACUGUGUUGACCUCGUUAACAACAAUCCUGCCGCAUUCGUGGACGCGUACUGGGAAAUCGCAGCUGUACGUGUGUAUGAGAACGGUGAUAGCUGCUAGUGAAACCGGAGCGAGCUCUUUGAAGCCUUGUCUCAGCGCUGAAUAACACUAACCUGGAAUAGUAUCUGCAUCAGCAGUGGGCGUGCCUUUGGUCGCGAUCAACUAUCGUUAGUCCCGGCCUCCGCCAGUGAGGUAAUUGCACUUGCCGUUGCAAGACGAUGGUACAUCUACUCAACGAGCAGUGGAAACGCUGCAGCAGGCGACGUCCGAGUCCGCGUGAACGUACCCAAAGACGUCGCAAACUUGAAGGCUGCAACGUAGUGAAAAGACAAGCGAAGAUUGCGGAGUGGCAGAAGAGGAAGAUUUGAGGAGCAAGCAGGGUGACUUAGCAUGGGAGCACAAGGGCAAUCCGGCAAGAUGCAACUAUCAGUAAUCGACUGAUCAGCAAGGUUUGCGUCUUCGAUAAAGCGCUCACUGUGCUUGUUGGCAUCGCUCGCGUCACGAUCUUCAUAUAAUAAGUCUACAUAUUGAGUAUGAGUAUCCAGAUACUCAA
This is a messenger RNA of Phanerochaete carnosa HHB-10118-sp, 1503 nucleotides long. Its product is annotated as glycoside hydrolase family 16 protein. Bases 36 to 1010 code for a protein of 324 amino acids. Lineage: Eukaryota; Fungi; Basidiomycota; Agaricomycetes; Polyporales; Phanerochaetaceae. The transcript is spliced from 7 exons. The record is from RefSeq and is a predicted model, not a curated record. Gene Ontology annotation, molecular function: hydrolase activity, hydrolyzing O-glycosyl compounds. Gene Ontology annotation, biological process: glucan catabolic process.